UCUGUCGCUCGGAAUCAUGGAUCCGAAUUGCGCGCCAAGAACUUCCGGGAACUAGCUUGCGCGUCUGCGUGAGUCACGUGACGUGCUAGCAUUUUGAACAUUCGUUGUCGCGACGCUCAUUCAUAGAUUUGCUAUUUAACGCCCUCUCUCAUUCGACGGCUCUGGUGGUGGCCAUGUCCAUCGAUAUAUUCAGUGUAGAGAUUCCCACGUUCCGACGUCACAUUUGAUGCACUUUUAUUUUGAAAGCGAGAACAGGAAGUCUCGCUGUUGUACCGUGUGUCGCUCAACACCGGGCUCUCCGCCACUACCGCGCUCAGUCGGUCCGUCGUACCGGAGACACCGGGGCGCCGCGUUCAAGUGUGUGACCCUGGAGACACUCGGUUCCCGCGGGUAAAGACGACACGUUCACACAGGUCUGCAGUUGCUCAGUCACCCGUCGUGAGCACCGAUCACCGAUCAACGAUCUUCUGCACCGAGCGCCGCUGCCGAUGUGGCGGUUCAACCCCCCGGCGGGUCGGUCGUGAAACACAGUGACUUGUCCGGACUCGUGCUCACCGAGGAGGAGGAGGAGGAGGAGGAGGAAGAAGAGGAGGAGGAGGAGGAGGAGGACGACAAGUACAGAAGAAUAAAGUGAGGAGAAGUGUGACACGGCUCUUUGUCCACCGAGCAGCCGGCGGGGGUGUUCACCGGUCGGGCAGGAGUCAUGGACGCAGCUGAGAUGGGCCGUGGUCUGGAUGGCUGACGCGACAGGGGGGGCGGACCAAUCACAUGACAAGAUGCUGGCUCGCAACCGCUUCCUCCUCUUGGUGGUGGUGGGCGGGGCGGCGCUGGCCGUCAUCAGUCUGAGCCUUCAGUUCUUGAACCUGAUCCCCACCACCCCCAUAGUCGAGGAGCGACCCUUCCAGGCCAUCGACGGAGGCGUCGGGGCUCCUCUGGGGAAGAGCAGAAAGCGAGUGAUCCCGGUGCAUCACGCCCACGAGCCCAACCCAAUAUCUGAGGCCUAUGGCUACUGCAACAGUCCCAACCACACCGAACAAGCCUGGGAGGGUCACAGUCCUGCCGACUACACGUUGCUCUCUGUCCAGGUGAUGAUUCGCCAUGGAGACCGUUACCCACUCUACUCCAUCCCCAAGACCAAACGACCGGCCAUCGACUGCACCCUGUCCAGCAGCAGGAGACCUUCACAUCCCCUGCUGAACUCCUUCAUCGGCCACAUGGGCCACGGAGGCCGAGGCCACUGGGAGUCGACGCUGGGCUCUGUUCCCCGUCUGCCCAACCACAGUGCCUGUGAGAUGGGCGAGCUCACACAGACAGGUGUGGUUCAGCACCUACGCAAUGGGCAGCUCCUCCAACAAGCCUACAAGCGCCACAAUCUCCUCCCCUCCGAUUGGUCCCCGCGCCAGCUGUGGGUGGAGACCACCGGGAAGAGCCGGACCCUCCAGUCGGGGCUGGCCUUCCUCUACGGCUUCCUCCCGGACUUUGAUUGGUCGAAGCUGACCGCGCGCCACCAGUGGAGCACGCUGUUUUGCGGCUCGGCCUGCGACUGCCCCGCCAGAAACAGGUACCUGGAGGAGGAGCAGAGGAGGCAGUAUCGGCUGCGGGUGGCCGACACCAAGCUGGAGAGGAAUUACGCCGACAUGGCGCGGACCUUGGGUCUGCCCACCCGCCAGCUCAGAGCCGCAAAUCCCAUAGACUCCCUGCUGUGCCACCUAUGCCACGGCCUGUCUUUCCCGUGCGUUCCCAUGGGGGAUGGCGGCGCCGGCGGAUGUCUGACAAUGGCCCAGUUUGCUGUGAUUCGCCGGCAGCAGCUAGACGACGAGGUGGAUCGGAGAAGAGUGGGGCUGUACCAUAAAUACGCCGUCCUGGCAAUGUAUCCCUACCUCAAUCGGACCGCUGCCAAGAUGGAGCGCGUUGCCAAGGGCAGCGAGGCUGGCCGUCAGCCUCGAGCAGGGGGCGAGGAGGUCUUCACCGUCUCCUCGGCUCACGACGUCACCAUGGCCCCGCUGCUCAGUGCCCUGGGACUGGAGGAGGCCAGGUUCCCACGCUUUGCGGCGAGAGUGGUGUUUGAGCUGUGGAAGAGUCCCCCACCAGCUCCAGGGCAGCUGAAGAAGAGAGCAGGCAAAGCGAAAGACGGGGAGCUGUUCAUUAGGGUGCUGUACAACGGCGAAGACGUAACGUUUCAUACCACCUUCUGUCGCUCACACGACCACCACGCCAGCCUGCCCCUCUGCCCUCUGAAGAACUUCCUGUCUUUUGUCAGGAGAGACAUGUUCAGUGUCGUCAACGCAACUUCCUACCAAGGGGCCUGCUACAGACGCCCCGGUUGACAGACGGAGACGAGUGCGAACGGGGAAGUGUGCAGAGUUUGCAGAUGGAUGUACUUUGUACUCUACUUUUUUUUUGUUUUCCACUUUUGAAAAUGGUGCACUUUUAUGCUGCUCACAGUGUCUUAAAAUUCCACAUAUUUUCCAAAUGUAGUCCUUAAACAUUCAUGAGCACAAGAUGAAACACACAGUACUGCGCAUCAUAUCCUGCUCAGAGGUCUCCACUUUCUAACCUUUCUACAGACUUCUUCGAAAUUCUCUUUUGAAUAUCGUACGUUUUCUCGAGCAAAACUUUAGAGAUGAACAAUUCAAGGGGAGUUGUACGUAGGGCUGCGUGAUGUGACCAAAGUCUCACACCCAUCUCAUUUCUUUCCCAGAUAACAACACAGGUCAGUACUCGUUAUUCAUGUCAUGGGGCCAGGUCUUUUCAGAUGUUGAGGUUACAACAUCAACCUUUUUCCCCUUCCAUCUUUGUGAUUUCUGUCAUCUCUCAUCCGUAGACUUUCUGUUUUACACGGUAAUUGCGUCGGUGGUAAAAAAGAGGUAAGUGCUGUUACGAGUCUUUUGUGUGGACUGUUCCGCUGCAUCAUUUUCAAAGUGCACUUUUCUGGUCCACAUCUGAAUUUUCAUACCCAAUACCACGUCCUUGCAACAGACAUUUUUGGAGCAACUUUCUUUUAGGUACGAGCCCCUCGCUUUUUCAAAGUCCCCAUCCUGUUCUGUGUCACCUUCACUCUCCCCCAUGUUUAUUUUCCUUGAAUUCAUGAAAACCUCCUGCCCUGCAUUUGUGCCAUAUAAACGAUAUGGCAGAAUACGAAAUAAUAGACUAAUUUCUAAUGUCACUCAUUAUUUAUCGCCACAUCGCACAGCCCUAGUUGUACGUCACUUCGCCACUUUAUUCCCACAUUCCCACAUUCCAUAAUAUCAUGGAAUUGUAAAAGUAUUCCCAAACGCCUGCAAGGAAAGAAAGGGAAUGUCUAAGCUGCAAAUAUCAUGCUGGAUUAGGAAUUCUAGGGAAAUAUUUUGAGUAUAAUAAUCUUUUCAACGAAAACACUUUUUGGCUUAUUUGGGCCAAAUGACUUAAUAUGACUGACGAUUUGUUAUUUUAUUAAUUCGUCGGUUUAGCAUUUCUUAGAUUUUUAAUGUUCAUUACAAUAACUGUCUCUUUCACUUAUUGCUGUGAAUCUUUUUUUUUCUUUUAUUAAAAUUGACUGCGGUACUUUGAAACUGUCAAUUGACAAAUGUUUUUUUCUUUCCAACUAAUUUCAGAACAAAUGUAUUCAUAAUAUUUUGGCGGCUCACAUUCCACAUGGUGUUUUUGCUUGAACGAAAUUAAAUCUAACUGUAAUCCAAGGUUCAUUCUGAAAUUAAACGGUGAAGCACA
Scophthalmus maximus (turbot) is the source of this 3708-nucleotide messenger RNA. RefSeq names its product 2-phosphoxylose phosphatase 1 (gene pxylp1). The transcript is spliced from 6 exons. Lineage: Eukaryota; Metazoa; Chordata; Actinopteri; Pleuronectiformes; Scophthalmidae. Gene Ontology annotation, cellular component: Golgi apparatus. Gene Ontology annotation, biological process: dephosphorylation; glycosaminoglycan biosynthetic process; chondroitin sulfate proteoglycan biosynthetic process. Bases 735 to 2327 code for a protein of 530 amino acids. Gene Ontology annotation, molecular function: phosphatase activity. The record is from RefSeq and is a predicted model, not a curated record.